Numida meleagris (helmeted guineafowl) is the source of this 1892-nucleotide messenger RNA. It is a transcript of the gene TMEM185A, whose product is annotated as transmembrane protein 185A. Lineage: Eukaryota; Metazoa; Chordata; Aves; Galliformes; Numididae. The coding region runs from base 143 to 1195 and encodes 350 amino acids. The record is from RefSeq and is a predicted model, not a curated record. The transcript is spliced from 7 exons.
GAGGGAAAGCGGCGCGCAUGCGUCGGGCCGGCUGGCUGCCCGGUUCCGGCGGGGCGGAGCGGCGCGAGGCCGGGCCAGGCCGAGCAGCGGCGGUGCGCCAUGCGCGGCUGGUAGAGCGCGGGCGUAGCGGCGUCGUGCCGCCAUGAAUCUGCGGGGCCUGUUCCAGGACUUCAACCCCAGCAAGUUUCUUAUUUAUGCCUGCCUGCUGCUUUUCUCUGUGUUGCUGUCGCUACGUCUGGAUGACAAAAUUCAGUGGAGUUACUGGGCUGUGUUUGCUCCAAUCUGGCUGUGGAAGCUGAUGGUGAUUGUUGGUGCCUCAGUGGGAACAGGAGUGUGGGCCCGAAACCCGCAGUAUCGAGCAGAAGGAGAAACAUGUGUGGAGUUCAAAGCAAUGUUAAUUGCAGUAGGCAUCCACCUGCUACUGCUGAUGUUCGAAGUUCUGGUGUGUGACAGGAUCGAAAGAGGAACUCAUUUUUGGCUUCUGGUCUUCAUGCCAUUAUUCUUUGUAUCUCCGGUGUCAGUUGCAGCUUGUGUAUGGGGAUUCCGACAUGACAGGUCCCUGGAGCUGGAGAUCUUGUGUUCAGUCAAUAUUCUACAAUUCAUAUUUAUCGCCCUCAGACUAGAUGAGAUCAUCAGAUGGCCAUGGCUUGUUGUUUGCGUUCCACUGUGGAUCUUGAUGUCCUUCCUGUGUCUAGUAGUGCUCUAUUACAUUGUUUGGUCUGUUCUGUUCUUGCGCUCAAUGGAUGUGAUUGCUGAACAAAGGAGGACACACAUCACAAUGGCUGUCAGCUGGAUGACAAUUGUAGUUCCACUGCUCACCUUUGAGAUUUUACUAGUACACAGACUAGAUGGGCACAAUUCUUUCUCUUUUAUACCCAUAUUUGUUCCUCUGUGGCUUUCACUGAUAACUUUAAUGGCAACAACAUUUGGGCAAAAAGGAGGAAAUCACUGGUGGUUUGGUAUUCGCAAAGACUUCUGCCAGUUCCUGCUUGAAAUUUUCCCAUUCCUACGUGAAUAUGGAAAUAUUUCCUAUGAUCUUCAUCACGAAGAUAAUGAAGAAGCAGAAGAAACCCCAGUUCCUGAGCCACCGAAAAUUGCACCAAUGUUUCGAAAAAAGACUGGAGUGGUCAUUACACAGAGUCCUGGGAAAUACGUGAUUCCACCUCCUAAAUUAAACAUCGAUAUGCCAGAUUAAGAUGACGACAACCUGUUAAAACUGGAACUGGGAAUCAACAGACAAAUGCAGUUCAUCUCAUGCCUUGUCCCAAUUACUUUAAAAUAGCUUUUGCUUGAUUCAGUGGCUUGGAUCACAGAAAUCAGAGAUCUUGAAGAUUGAGAGUUUUUCCACGGAGAUUUUGUGAACCCUCCUAAUGGUUCACUUGGCACACUUGCCUGUAUAGUAUUUAUAUGGACAUUUUUAGCAGUGUAAUAUAUUGUUUAAAAGUCUCGUCCUGUACAGUAUAAGUAUUAUCUAAAAGUAUUUUUUUAAAAAGCCUGUAUGAAAUGCCUAUUCUAUUCCGAGUGUCUUUCAGGUCCUAAAUACACUCAUUUUCCACGUCUGUGCUGAGUACUUUGUGGAUGUCUUGGUAUAGUACCUCUUUACUCUUUUUUUUUUUUUUUUUUUCUCUUCAGCCACAAUCAUUAGAUUAAUUGUGAAAGCACAGGUGUGUUGUGCUUCUAAGGAAGGACUGGAAAGCUUUUUGGGAGGAAAUUGAAUGUAUAGCAGCUUACAUGAUGCUUUUGAGUUAGCUAUGUAAAUUGUUAUGUAUUUCAGUUUUUGCACUGGCUUGGGAGUGAAGUUGCUUUUCCAGGUUCAGUUUCUAACUCCUCUUGAGCAAUGUGUAUGCCACUCUCUCAUUAGUUUGGCUGUUUAAUAAACUGUUGCCUCUUGC